Molecule: messenger RNA, 2262 nt
Organism: Sclerotinia sclerotiorum 1980 UF-70
Lineage: Eukaryota; Fungi; Ascomycota; Leotiomycetes; Helotiales; Sclerotiniaceae
Exons: 1
Coding region: 1-2262 (753 amino acids)
Biological process (GO): protein phosphorylation
Molecular function (GO): ATP binding; protein kinase activity
Source: RefSeq, a predicted model, not a curated record
AUGGCACAAAAGAGGCCAGGUGUGCCAGCAUCGAAUGAUCAUAAACUAUCUUGGUUUCGAAAGUUCAUCUUUCCUAAGAAGGAUGAGCAUCAUACACCACCAACCUCCCCACCCAACCCUCCACCGGUACCGAACGAGGCUCAACCGCCAGGGUUAGCUCGUCGAAUUUCGAGAAGGGUUGUCCCUGGACUUCCAAGAGCGGGCACCUUUAAAAGACAACAAUCCGAGCUGAGAGAUAGAUUAGAACCGGUCAAGCCAAAUGCUGCUGAAAGGCGGACAGCUUCAGUGGACCGUCGAAUAAAUAAUUCGCAUCGCUCAUCUUCGGCUGCUUUGAAUCGUGGUCCGAGAACCAGCGCUCCUGAAUUUCUGGAAAGGGCGGAGACUCUCGAAAAUACGUUUGAUGGUGUAGCUGUGCGACCACCUACGGCAACCACAAAUGAACAUGAGAAUGAAUCUCAAGGUUAUGUGGAUGUUUCGAAGGAAGAGAAGCAGGGCUCAAAUUUCGAAGACCAAUCGAUCUCUACAGAUACAUUUGACGAGAUAAUACUCGAGGAGCUGGAGAAGAAAUGGAUCUUGAAUUUGAGCAUGCAUUUCCGAGACAAAUCUAAAAGAGAGAAGUUCUUUGUUACCUAUGCAGAAACACCGACACAUUGGCGAAGGGUCACAAUCUCGCUGGAUUAUAGAAAUGCACCGAGUAAUUCCCUGGAGGAGGAGCUACAGCGGACAAGAUUCCAGAGAGACAAGAGUGCGCGCAUUUACGAGGCUAUUCGGGAAUCACUUCCGGACAUACAAUUCUACGAUACGGUGACAAACCUCAAGUUGGAGACACAGGAGGAAAGACUCCACGUUCAUGUCGUGGAAGAUCUCUCCGAAGUUAUUCACUAUCCUCCGGUGAAGGCUCUCAACCACCUUCCAUGUCGCAGAGUUCUCGAAUCAGAGCUUGAAUUUGAUUCCCAUCUAUCCGGCUUCGUUUACAAAGUCAUCGUGGGCGGGCAAGUCUUUAUCAAAAAAGAAAUCCCAGGACCAGAUCAAGUGGAAGAAUUUUUAUAUGAGAUUAAUGCCCUACACAAACUUUCCGGAUCUCAUAGUGUCAUUCAAUUUGGCGGCGUCGUACUCGAUAAUGAAGCAAAAUGCGUGAAAGGUCUUCUGAUUAGCUUCGCCGAGCAAGGAGCAUUGAUUGACGUUAUUUAUGAUGGUGAUGGUGGGAUCCCCUGGGAAAGACGGGAGCGUUGGGCCAAACAAAUUGUUCAUGGACUUUCCGAAAUUCACGAGGCGGGCUUCGUUCAAGGGGAUUUCACUUUAUCUAAUAUUGUUAUAGAUGCGAAUGAUGAUGCCAAAAUUAUCGAUAUCAAUCGACGAGGUUGUCCGGUUGGAUGGGAACCUCCAGAGGUUGCUGCAUUACUCGAAAGCAAUCAGAGAAUAUCGAUGUACAUAGGCGUCAAAUCCGAUCUAUAUCAACUUGGGAUGGUUCUCUACGCAUUGGCCACUCAGCACGAUGAACCAGAAACUCUAAGGCCGUUAACAUUGUCAACCUUCCCCCCUGAUGUGCCGAACUAUUUCCUGGAAAUUUGUGGUCGAUGCCUUAGCGAGGAUCCGCGAAAUCGAUUGCAAGCUUCAGUUUUGCUAAGCAUCUUUCCUGAAAUUGAUGAUUAUCGUGAUUUCUAUGACGAUCAAUCGCCAACUCCUAUUGUCAUAGAUGUUAAACAUGCCGAUGAAGGGGAACUUUUGGUCACAGUUCAUGAUAACGAGGAACACGACAAUGAUCUACCAGAAAGAGGUCGAUCACGUUCUAAACCUUAUUCACCACCAUUUAUGGCAUCCAGAUCACCAGAAGCCUUGAUUACAGAUUUGAAGACACACAAUAUCCGGCCGUCACAGAUUCAAUUACCCUCAUCACUUUCUGGGUCUGAUUACUCCAAAGAUCAAUCCGAGCAGCAGCGGGAUAAUUAUCAAAACACUUCAACUAUAGAGAACUCGACAUUAGAGACUCGACGUCAAGAUUCUGAACGUCGAUCAUAUUCAGAAAAGGAUACGACUGAUAUCCGGUCCAAUCUAACGACAGAACAAGCGCGAAACACAGUAGCGACACCUAAUAUAUCAAUGGCAUACGCGGGGGAUUUAGCACACAUUGGAACCGGCGUCGAUGGUGCACAUAUGGGAUCCUUUACAUUUGGAGCGGUUAACCUAGAUGAUGAUGAUUUAACGAUAGAUAACGAUGCAGGCAAUGUUUUCUAUAUGGAGGAAAAGAUAUCAGUUGCAUAG